Messenger RNA from Magallana angulata, 1038 nucleotides. RefSeq names its product keratin, type II cytoskeletal 2 epidermal-like. The record is from RefSeq and is a predicted model, not a curated record. The coding region runs from base 142 to 963 and encodes 273 amino acids. The transcript is spliced from 2 exons. Lineage: Eukaryota; Metazoa; Mollusca; Bivalvia; Ostreida; Ostreidae.
GCAAAUUGAGCUGUACGGGCUAACCAAUCAGAUUUGCUAAAUAUCGGACUGAAAUAUAAGACAAAAAAUUGAAAACGAAGGGACUAUAAAAGACGUUUAGUGUGGUGAUACAUCAUUCAGAUAGCAGGAAUACUACGGAAGAUGAAGGUUGUAAAAGUUUUGUCACUUUUGGUCGUUGUGUGUGGCGCCAGUGCCCAGCAGUAUCUGUCAGGCGGCCUCAUGUCCACACCUUACGUUAGCUUUGACGGGUUAGGGUCGUUAGCAGGAGGGUCUAGAUUUGGACAAGGGUGGAUGGGACUCGGAGACUUGUCUUCAAACAGUAUCAUGUCAGGAUUUGGACCUCCUCCAUCACUCAUCGGUGGAGGAUUCGGGCAGGGUAUGUUUGGCGGUUUUGGCGAGGCUUUUCCAAUGGUAUCCGGAGGAAUAGGGCAACUUGGUGGCUUUCAGGGGAUCAACACGAUUGGAGGAGCGAGUGGUGGUGUAACUGUUGUAGGGGGUAUGGAGGGAGGGAGGCUACCCUUUGGGUCUUUCAUAGGGCCUGAACCAGAGUUCCUCCAGGGUAACAACGACUUUGGCGGACCUGCCGGCGAUUCCGGAUUUUCCCGAGGAGAUAUCUCCUGGGGAAGUGAUGGAGUCGAUCCCGGAUUCUCUAGUGGUGGAUCUGGAUCUUGGGGAGGACCAACUAUGGGUUCUGGAUUUUCUAGUGGCGGGUCUGGAUCUUGGGGAGGACCAACUAUGGGUUCUGGAUUUUCUAGUGGCGGAUCUGGAUCUUGGGGAGGACCAACUAUGGGUUCUGGAUUCUCUAGUGGCGGGUCUGGAUCUUGGGGACAAAAUGUAGAUCCCGGAUUUUCCUUUGGGGCAUCUAAUUCUUGGUCAAGCGGCGUCGGAAUGAACUCUGGAUUUUCCGGUGGAUCCUCGAACUCGUGGUCACAAGGCUCCUCUUCAUCAUCACCAAUUUAUUGAUCAGCAUUGUUGGCGUUUGUUGAAUUGUUUCGUUUUUAAUAAAUUGUAAACAAUAACAACUAUUUAUCUGUCCAA